This is a messenger RNA of Equus quagga, 2431 nucleotides long. RefSeq names its product heparin binding EGF like growth factor (gene HBEGF). Gene Ontology annotation, biological process: epidermal growth factor receptor signaling pathway; positive regulation of mitotic nuclear division; positive regulation of cell population proliferation. Gene Ontology annotation, molecular function: heparin binding. The transcript is spliced from 6 exons. The record is from RefSeq and is a predicted model, not a curated record. NCBI's taxonomy places the organism in Eukaryota, Metazoa, Chordata, Mammalia, Perissodactyla, Equidae. The coding region runs from base 20 to 1000 and encodes 326 amino acids.
UUCCCGGCGCGGGAGGGGGAUGGGGCGGCGCGGGCCGGGGCGGGGCUUCAGCGCCUCCGGGAGCCUUAUCCCCGGCCGCGCGCCGAGGAGCGCUCAGUCGACUGAGGGAGCUGCGCGCGGCACGCGGCUAGUCUGCCUGACACAGGCGCCAGGGCUCAGGCGGGCGGACCGACGGACGGACGGAGUGAACAGACACACGCCCAGCACCGACAGCUCCGCGCAGGUCCCAGCCAGGCUUGCACCCAGAGGCCGGCAUCAGAUCGUGCCCGGAGGAAUCGCCCGCACUCCGCCCGCCCCAGCUCUAGUGCCAGCGCCCAGGGGCCGCCGCCUCGAAAGUGAUUGCUGCUUCGCCGCCUCCGCCGAGUCCGGGACGAUGAAGCUGCUGCCGUUGGUGGUGCUGAAGCUCCUUGUGGCUGCAGUGCUCUCGGCGUUGGUGACCGGAGAGAGCCUGGAACGGCUUCGGAGAGGGCUGGCGGCUGGAACCAGCAACCUGGACUCUCCCACUGAAUCUACAGACCAGCUGCUGCCUCCGGGAGGAGGCCGGGGCGGGGAAGUCCCAGACUUGCAAGGAGCAGACCUGGACCUUUUCAGAGCUGCUUUCUCAUCCAAGCCACAAGCUCUGGUCACACCAAGCAAGGAGGAGCGUGGGAAAAAAAAGAAGAAAGGCAAAGGGUUAGGGAAGAAGAGAGACCCAUGUCUUCGGAAAUACAAGGACUUCUGCAUCCACGGAGAAUGCAAAUAUGUGAAGGAGCUCCGGGCUCCAUCAUGCAUUUGCCACCCAGGUUACCAUGGAGAGAGGUGCCAUGGGCUGACCCUCCCGGUGGAAAAUCGCCUAUAUACUUAUGACCACACAACCAUCCUGGCUGUGGUGGCCGUGGUGCUGUCAUCUGUCUGUCUGCUUGUCAUCGUGGGGCUUCUCAUGUUUAGGUACCAUAGGAGAGGAGGUUAUGAUGUGGAAAAUGAAGAGAAAGUGAAGUUGGGCAUGACUACUUCCCACUGAGAGAGACUAUGCUCAAGGAAUCAGCUGAGGACUGCUACCUCUGACAAGACACAAGCUGAUCGCAGACUCUGCAGAGGGGAAGGACUUCACAACUGCCACAAAGACUCCUUCAUCCCCAGUUGCCAUCUAGAUCAGGCUUCCCAUAAUUGCUUUGCCAAAAUACCAGAGCCUUGAAGUGCCAAACAGAACAUGUCCAAUGGGAUCUGGGUCAGAAGGAAGCAAGAAUGAAGGACCUUCACACCCUUCUGAUUCCCCUCCACCAAACCCCACUUACCCCUGUAAGUUUGUUUAAACAUGUAUCUUCUGGAUUAAGAUGCCAGUUAAAUUCCAUAUGCUCCAGGAUCUUUGACUGAAAAAAAAAGAAGGAGAAGAAGAAGGAAAGAUUUGUGGACUGAAAGAAUGUAACAAAGAUUGAGAAGCCAUGUACUCAAGUAGCCACCAAGGGAUCUGCCAUUUGGACCCUCCAGCGCUGGAAUUGAUGAGCUAACUGUGAAAUACCACAAGCCUGAGAACUCUGAAUUUUGGGACUUCUACCCAGAUGGAAGAAUAACAACUAUUUUUUUGUUGUUUGUUUGUAAAAUGCCUCUUAAAUUAUAUAUUUAUUUUAUUCUAUAUAUGUUAAUUUAUUUAGUUUUUAACAAUCUAACAAUAAUAUUUCAAGUGCCUAGACUGUUACUUUGGCAAUUUCCUGGCCCUCCACCCCGCAUCCCCCACUAUCUGGCUCAGCAUCACUCUUUUCUGCCACAGAUCUGAGAUGUCUCUGUGACCCAUCUGUAGUAAUCUAUUGUCUGUCCACAUUUCUGAAGAUCUUCCACCAUCAGAGCGCCACAGGGGGAGGUAUGUACGGUCAGGAUGUAGGAGUUAACUUUGUCAGAUCCACUCUAUGAGUUGGACCAUGGUCUUGCCUAGGCAAUUUUGUCUACCAUUUGUGUUUUGAAAGCCCAAGGUGCUGAUGUCAAAGUGUAAGAGAUAUCAGUGUUUCCCUGUGUCCUCUCCCUGCCAAAUCUCAGAAGAGGUUGGGCUUCCAUGCCUGCAUCUGUCCUGGCUCCUCACCCGCCAUGGCCCCAGGCCCACAGAGUGGGAACUCACCCUCCCUUAUGUCAAGACAUUUCUCUUACUCCUGCCAUUCUUCUGGUGCUACUUCAUGCAGGGGUCAGCGCAGCAGAGGAUAAUCUGGAGAAGGUGUUAGCAAAGAAAAAGGAAACAUUGGAGCUGACUGUUCUUGGUAAUUGAUGACCUACCAAUUGCUACCAAGAAGGUUGGAGAUGAGGAGGGCUUUUGUAUAAACCCAUCCACCUCACCAAAACUACAAAAGUAUGCUGUCCCUUCUGGAAGUUUCUGGUGCCAUUUCUGAACUGUUACAACCCGUAUUUCCAAACUUGGUUCAUAUUUAUACUUUGCAAUUCAAAUAAAGAUAACUCUUACUCCAUA